Molecule: messenger RNA, 2471 nt
Organism: Urocitellus parryii (Arctic ground squirrel)
Lineage: Eukaryota; Metazoa; Chordata; Mammalia; Rodentia; Sciuridae
Gene: Slc16a12
Product: solute carrier family 16 member 12
Biological process (GO): creatine transmembrane transport
Molecular function (GO): transmembrane transporter activity
Source: RefSeq, a predicted model, not a curated record
CUAGGGGCAUGUCGGCGCUCCACUGCCAAGGCUGCAGCGGUCCCCGCGAGAUGGCCAGUAACCCAUGUGCCAGGUAGCAUUCUAUGCCGACCUUGAAUAACAACAGGAAGCCGCUGAGCAGCAAACUCUUCGUAGAUCAUAACUUGCUGUUGGAAUAACUUAGAAAAGAAGAAAAAGGAAUUGGAACCAUGGCAAAAGUAAAUAGACCUGGGUCUACCUCCCCUCCAGAUGGAGGAUGGGGCUGGAUGAUCGUGGCUGGCUGUUUCCUUGUUACCAUCUGCACCCGGGCGGUCACCAGAUGUAUCUCAAUUUUUUUUGUGGAGUUCCAGACAUAUUUUGCUCAGGAUUAUGCACAAACAGCAUGGAUCCAUUCCAUUGUAGACUGUGUGACUAUGCUUUGUGCUCCACUUGGGAGUGCUGUCAGUAACCACUUAUCCUGUCAAGUGGGAAUCAUGCUGGGUGGCUUGCUUGCAUCUACUGGUUUCAUCCUGGGCUCAUUUGCCACCAGCCUGAAGCAUCUCUACCUCACUCUGGGAGUUCUUACAGGUCUUGGAUUUGCACUUUGUUACUCUCCUGCGAUUGCCAUGGUUGGCAAGUAUUUCAGCAGACGGAAAGCCCUUGCUUAUGGGAUUGCCAUGUCAGGGAGUGGCAUUGGCACCUUUGUCCUGGCUCCUGUGGUUCAGCUCCUUAUUGAACAGUUUUCCUGGAGGGGAGCACUCCUCAUUCUCGGGGGCUUCGUUUUGAAUCUCUGUGUUUGUGGUGCCUUGAUGCGGCCAAUUACUCUUAAAGAGGACCGUUCAAGUCCAGAGCAGAAAUGUGACUGUCGAACUCAGAAAGAAGACUGUAAGCGGGCAGCUCCCUAUUCACCUUUGACCAAAGAAUGGGCGCAGACCUGCCUGUGUUGCUCUUUGCAGCAGGAAUACAGUUUUUUGCUGAUGCCAGACUUUGUUGUGUUAGCCGUCUCUGUUCUGUUUAUGGCUUACGGCUGCAGCCCUCUCUUUGUGUACUUGGUGCCUUAUGCUUUGAGUGUCGGAGUGAGUCACCAGCAAGCUGCUUUUCUUAUGUCCAUACUUGGGGUGAUUGACAUUAUUGGCAAUAUCACAUUUGGAUGGCUAACCGACAGAAGGUGUCUGAAGAAUUACCGGUAUGUUUGCUACCUCUUUGCUGUGGGCCUAGAUGGGCUCUGCUAUCUCUGCCUUCCAAUGCUUCGAAGUCUCCCCCUCCUGGUGCCUUUCUCUUGUACCUUUGGCUAUUUUGAUGGAGCCUACGUGACCUUGAUCCCAGUAGUGACUGCUGAAAUAGUAGGGACCACCUCUUUGUCAUCAGCGCUGGGUGUGGUGUACUUCCUUCAUGCAGUGCCCUACUUGGUGAGCCCACCCAUUGCAGGAUGGCUGGUGGAUACGACUGGCAGCUACACUGCAGCGUUCCUUCUCUGUGGAUUUUCAAUGAUCUUUAGUUCUGUGUUGCUUGGCUUUGCUAGACUUGUAAAGAGGAUGAAAAGAACCCAGCUGCCAUUCCUUGCCAAAGAAUCUGAUCCCAAGCUGCAGCUUUGGACCAAUGGAUCAGUGGCUUAUUCUGUAGCAAGAGAAUUAGAUCAGAAAGAUGGGGCUUCUGUGGCUACAGCAGCUCCUGGUUACAACCUCACAUGACCAAUGGCCUUCAGCCUGGGAAUCUUUGGGGCUGAUGGAAGAAAGGCCACCAGACUGGGCAUAUUUCUGAAGCAUUUUAUUUUGGCAGAAGUAUUGCCUUCUAGGGAAAUCAUUAUUAUUGUUUUGUUAACAUAUUUAUAAGGGAAAAUAGAAAAAAAAUAAAGAAAGCUGGACUAGCCUAGAGUUUCUUCGUUUGUAAUUUGGACUUGUAAUAUUGCUCUUUGGGGAAUGGAAGGAGUUGAUAGUGUUGGCUGUGAUUAAGGGUAGUUCCAAGGCAUAGCCAAAGCAAGUGACCUGGCAGCAGCACUGUAAUCCCCAACACUCUGCUCCCAUCUCCACCCCCUUCAUCCCCCCUCAGAAGGCAAACAGAAACACUGACACGUGGGAUUGCUUAUCCUAUGCAGUUUGCAGAAGUGAGGGGGGUCAUCUUGGGUGUGCUGGCAGAGUGUGAAAAUGCCAAUCCUUUUCCAAGGUGGAGUUCCUCAUUAGGGUUUUCAACAGGGUGGUUAAAGCAUACUUGAGAUUCUUGCAAAGGUAAUGAUUAAUAUAAAAAGAGACCCCCGUCCCCAUACCCCUUUCUUAGUCUUCCAGCUAGCCCUUGCUUCUGCCAAUGGGUAGAUAUCACUUUGAGAAUCCAUGAAAUGCCAUGGUUGGAAUGGCAUCUUAAAGGGUAGCUGGUAAGAUCUGUUUGAAAUUGCUUGAAAUGGAAAGCUCCUUUCCUAAGACUGUCCCAGGCACACACCUCUGUUACUAUCACAUACUAACUGUAAAUUCAGGAGGACCUGUCAAGUCACAAGGGCAGCCUUUCUAUCUUUUCUAAAA